UUACACUCUCUGUGGGUAAAAAAAAAACUCACUUUGUAGAGGAGACGGUGAGAACGAUAGCAGCUAACUAAAUCGAUGCUCUAUUUUCCCAAUCUUCUUGUAAACUCUGCUGUUCUUCUGUUCGAUCGAGCAGUCAAUGCAAGCUGUGGUCCUCGUUCAACAUUGUUCAGUCAUCAGGACGGUUGAACCAUGGAGGAACAAGGAGAGAGCCCCAAAGCGGUGAAAGUGGAGGGAAACCCUCACAGCAUCAUCCUGACAUACUUCCAGGGGGACAUCAACAGCAUGGUGGAUGAACACUUCUCGCGAGCUCUUGGCAAAAUCAAGGCAAACGAGACCGCUGCAAGAUCAAAGAAAAUCCGCAAAACUGUAAAAAUGGAGAGCACAGACGACUGUCAGCGUAGAAUGUCCGUCCCUUAUUCUGAAUCCCAGGUACCACCUGUAGGCGGACACAUCCUCACCCUCAGCUCAGCAGAGGAGACCCCGGGUUCCUGGAACACAUUCAGAUCGAGUGAAGGUCCGGCCCUAUCAACCAUCAUGUGCUCCCUGUCCCCAGAUGGGUUAAAUCUCACUGGACAGCAGUACUCCACAUCCCUGCUUAACCUGCUGCAUGGUGACAGGGGAGAACUUGGAGCAAGCAUUGCCUCUAGCUCUAAGCCGGACCCUUUACCAAGCUGGAGCGUCCCCCCAGGGUUUAGGGAGUCUGUGGACUCUCCUAUUGUCUUUGAACCUGGGCGACAUGCGGAUAAGAAGGACUUGUACUGGUACUGAGGUGAAAGCAAGAAGUGUGAAAUGAACAGAUAGCUGUAGUUCACCAGGCCUCAUUCUGUUCACCGAGCAGAGCAGCAUUUUGAUUUCCUUACGAGUUCUUUCUCCAUUCUUCACUGAGAUGACAUCAGAACCUGAGCGCGCACUGGGACAGCCUCUACUGAAAGAAAAGCUCGCCGACAAACCAGUUCUUCAGCUUUUCUAAUUCCUCCUUGAAGUCCCCCUGAGCACAGGCUAUGUUUUCACAUGUUUGGAGGUGAAGUUGGACACAGUGCACUUGGGUGGGUUUUUCUGCUGUCAACAUACCAGUGUUAAAUCACAAAAACUUUUGAGCCUCUAUUAUGUGUAAAAAGUUACUAAAAACUGAUCUACCUAAAGUUUACUUGGCUGGUUUAGGUUUCUUGGAUAUUAUAGAAACAGGGAAGUAAAGCUGUGUUUAGUCGAUAAGUUGAUGAAAAUUAUAACUUUUUUUUUUGUAUUGUGAAAAAUACUGCUGAGAAUAUUUAAAGGCAUUAGUUAGUAUUCAACACCUCUUACACUGUAAUUAUAAUAGACUGAUGUCUGUGAGUUAAACAGUGUAUUUCUGACCCCUGUUGGUUGGCUUUACAGCCACAGUCUUAAUGAAGAGUUGCACAUAAAACCUGAAAAACUACAUCUUAUUAUUAUUCUGGCAUCUAAGAAAGUCAUAAUUAAAUUAUUUGUCAAUAACCAAAAUAAGUUCAAGUUUUACUGAGUUAUUGUCAGACAGUAAGGAAAAGUACAGCCUCUUUAUACUGUGUAUGUUAAUAUUUGAGUAUCUAUAUGAAGAAAAUAAUUUUUUGUCACCUUUUAUGUUCCACUUUGCUCCUACUGUGGUGAUCAGUUUAUGAGCAGAUAUAGUUUAAAAAUUAUAAGUUAACCUACUAAAGCACAAACAUUUAUAUUUAACAGAAAUGUAUGAACUGAUGGUAAGAUUUGCAUUCUUGUGCUUUUGAAAUGUAGAGACGGUCUUAAUUCUGUAUGGUUGAACUCUGUAAGCUUCCUAAAUAUAAAAAAACAAUGUUGGGCAUUAAAUGUAUUACUUUUUAAAUAAACCUUUUAAAAGCUGUUGCAAAAUGAAUAUCUCACUAAAAGGAACAGUCAGUGAAGGUGUUUGUUUUUUGAUUACAUUUUAGUUUUUCAUUAUUGUUUAAAAGGUCUUGCCUUUGACAUACUUGCAUGUAUAUAUAUUUUUUUAAUUAUUGCGAGACA
Molecule: messenger RNA, 1995 nt
Organism: Cyprinodon variegatus (sheepshead minnow)
Lineage: Eukaryota; Metazoa; Chordata; Actinopteri; Cyprinodontiformes; Cyprinodontidae
Gene: vgll1l
Product: vestigial like family member 1
Exons: 4
Coding region: 190-768 (192 amino acids)
Biological process (GO): regulation of transcription by RNA polymerase II
Cellular component (GO): nucleus
Source: RefSeq, a predicted model, not a curated record